Molecule: messenger RNA, 1465 nt
Organism: Mya arenaria
Lineage: Eukaryota; Metazoa; Mollusca; Bivalvia; Myida; Myidae
Product: neurocan core protein-like
Exons: 4
Coding region: 84-1079 (331 amino acids)
Molecular function (GO): signaling receptor activity
Source: RefSeq, a predicted model, not a curated record
UAGCUUCUCAUUCGAUCCCUCUUUUCGUUUCUUUUUGAAAAUUGACCGAAACUUCGUGUUUUGUCGUUGACUUUGCGUUACUUAUGUCCGAAUUCAAAGGAAAAAUGGAGGAUCAUUUUGAAUUUGGCGGAAUUGCAAACAGACGGAGAGGGCUGCAAUUAUUGGCGAUAUUUAUUUCAUUUAGUUCAACCAUAGCGACAACUGGUUUUCGAACAUCGGAACUGCAGUUCAGUACGAAAUAUAACGUAACCGUACCGACAGCGUUCUUUACCCAGAUCAGCCUGGAAAAGUGUUGGGAAGAGUGUACAGCAAGGGUGGCCUGUCGGGCCUUUAACUAUUACAAUCUUUACAAACUCUGUGAGCUGGACAUUCUUGGGAAUUUGACUGAUGUAUCUACCAGUGAACCAUUUGAAGAAAACGGCGUUGUAUAUUGGGCAAAACAGGAACUUUUGGCCACCAUACCCUGUGGAUCAAAAACGUGCAGUUUGGGACAGAGAUGCGACAAGGAUACAGGAGCAUGCGAAAUAAAAGAAUGUGGACCGCUCAACGUUUCGGAUGACAUAGUCGUUCUUGGGAAUGUGAACAAGAUCGGCAGCUGGAUUCGUCUUGGCUGUAAAGACGACUACGUCCCGUCUUUCACCAGUGUCGAAUGUGACGUGGGUGGUCAUUGGACAAGACAUGACUUGACUUGCAAGAGAUGUGAGGCUGAUUGGAUCCUGUUCCAUACCUCAUGCUACAGACUCUUCCCUGAAGAAGUCAUCUAUGAAGCAGCAACGAGCAAAUGUGAACUGGUCGGUGCUAAACUAGUUUCAAUUACCAGCUCCGAUGAAUAUGACUUUCUACAAAGAAAGUUCUCUCCUAGAGAUAGGUUUUGGAUUGGAGCGAAUGAUAAAGAAAAGGAGGGGUUAUGGAAAUGGGAAACCAACGAAACGUGGUCAUAUGAACAUUUCCUUGAAAACGAACCCAACGGGUGUACUACAGAAAACUGCCUGAUCAUGUGUAUAACAAAUCAAUUAACAGGUUGGGCUGAUGUCAAUUGCUACCGCAAUCAAACAUACGUAUGUAAAAAAGUGGCCUGAAAUUGAACAAAAUUUUGUGAAUGCUGGCAUACCAAAAAAUGAAUAUCAUUCAAUGUUUGAUUCAAUAUAAUUAUUUAUAAAUAUCAAUAAAAUGACGUAAUUUUCGAAUACUUAUACUCCUUCUUUGUAGUUAUUGCAAAAACAGCUUAUCGUAAGGUUUUCUUUUCAUUUUUGUUUGAAAUUGAAAAUGGUGUGAUCUGUGUUAGCGUUACCAAACUAAAUGUAAAUUACCUUCCCGUUCCAGUUCCUGCCUGUUCCUAAUACGUUAACUUAUCAUACUGUACAUUGUUUUGUUGACAUUAAUUCAGGAGAUACUUAUGUGUGUUUUCAUUUAAGCCUUAAAAUCCAUUAACGAUAUUAACUAAAUAAUAUUCUCGUUUCGUCAU